This is a messenger RNA of Cryptomeria japonica (Japanese cedar), 1257 nucleotides long. Its product is annotated as shikimate O-hydroxycinnamoyltransferase. The record is from RefSeq and is a predicted model, not a curated record. Lineage: Eukaryota; Viridiplantae; Streptophyta; Pinopsida; Cupressales; Cupressaceae. Bases 1 to 1257 code for a protein of 418 amino acids. Gene Ontology annotation, molecular function: acyltransferase activity, transferring groups other than amino-acyl groups. The transcript is spliced from 2 exons.
AUGAAGGUGUUGAGAGGUGAAGGUGUAUUGAUCAAACCCUGUGCGGGUAAAGAUCAACGUAAGCUUGUUGAACUGAGCAAUUUCGAUUUGAUUGCACACCCAAUGUUCAACAAGGUGGCUUAUGUUUUUGAAGCUCCCACCCCAACCUCAGAGGUUUUGAAGGAAGGACUGGCCAAAGUUCUGGCAGAGUUCAGAGAAUGGGCAGGGAGAUACACGAAAGAAACAACCAAUGGCUGCCUUGGUAUCAAUCUGAAUGAUGAGGGUGUGCUUGUGAUAGAAGGCGAAGCAGAUGGGACAAUAGCAGAUGCAAUGCCCUUUCAUCCCUCUGAAUUCCUCCUUGAGUUGAUACCACCCACACCCACCAUGGUCGUUGAGCUCUUACUCUUGCAGUUUACUCAAUUUGCUUGUGGAGGAUUGGUGAUAGGCCUAGCUAGUCAUCAUUAUGUUGCAGAUGGACAAGCAGCUACUUUUUUCAUUAAUUCAAGGGGAAAAGUUGUUAGAGGAGAGAGUAUUCUACCUCCGGUAAAUGACCGGUCUCUAUUGAAAGCAAGAGAUCCUCCCCAACCAUGUUUUGAUCAUUGUGAGUAUAAUACUAUGACCCAUGAACAAUUUCCAAUAAUGUCGAGUCUAAUCACAAAAAAGUUUCAUUUUGAUGCAAUAUUCUUAGAAAAACUCAAGUCAAAGGUAAAUGGAUCUGACAAAUUAAAGAAACCCUAUACUACUUUUGAGAUCCUUGUUGCCCAUAUGUGGAAAUGCAUUACAAAAGCUCGAGGGCUUGAUGAGGAUGUAAAAACAAAAGUUAGCAUUCCAGUGGAUGGAAGAAAAAGGUUGAAUCCUCCCUUGCCUCAAGGAUACUUGGGCAAUGUUGUCUAUGAAUCAGGUGCUCAAACUAUUGCAUCAGAAAUCAUAAAUGGGUCUUUAGAAUUUGUUGCAGAGAUAACCCACAAGGCAGUUACUAAGGUUGAUGAUAAUUUUUUACGUUCAACAAUUGAUUUUUUUGAGCUAAGGAAGGAAACCUUGGGGCCAACGAGCCUUAAUCAUGGAACUGAUGUGAUACCAUUGAGUUGGAUGAAAUUUCCAAUAAGUAAUUUUCAUUUUGGAAUGGGAGAACCAUUGUAUGUAGGCCCUUCAUUGAUGCCCAUUGAAGGUCUUAUAAUAUUUUUUGAUUCAUACAAUCAUUUUGGGGGUGUAGAAGUUGUGGUUUGCUUGCCAAAAGUACAUAUGGAUGUACUCGAACAUACUGGGCUCAACAUUUGA